Cajanus cajan (pigeon pea) is the source of this 1912-nucleotide messenger RNA. RefSeq names its product transcription factor bHLH57. The record is from RefSeq and is a predicted model, not a curated record. Gene Ontology annotation, cellular component: nucleus. Gene Ontology annotation, biological process: positive regulation of DNA-templated transcription; guard cell differentiation; stomatal complex development. Lineage: Eukaryota; Viridiplantae; Streptophyta; Magnoliopsida; Fabales; Fabaceae. Gene Ontology annotation, molecular function: DNA-binding transcription factor activity; protein dimerization activity.
GACCUCGUAAACCAGACAACACAACUAAGUAAAGUAACACACUCUCACAUUAACAACAUAACACACUUUCAAAUGCAUAUCUCUUAUAACCCCAGUUGGCAACUUUCCACCUUUCAUUUCUUACCAUAUCCCUCUCUAGUCUCCACUACUGUUGUGUGACCUGAGCCUUGUUCCAAGCACAGCAUUUAUUGCUAUUCUAUAUAAGAGACUACCAAAGCCAUCACAACACACUAGGGAAUAUAUUUGGAGGGUGCUACUGUUACUACUCAUAUGGGGUCUCCUUCUGCUUCUUCCGGGUUACAUUUAUUACCAUUCUUUUCUUAGUAUCACUACCAUACGGAAUGUUGGUCACCCUCUAAGUAAGAAAGAAACCAUUUAAUUAACACCAUUUCAUCACUGCUCAGCUUUCAUGCUCAUGGAGAGACCCCUCAAUUCAUGUUUUUUCGGAGAUCACUUGGGUUUGGACCAAGUUCUGGUGGACGCAGAAGGCUUGAGACUUGAGGAGGAAGAGCAACUUCUGAUAUCAAGCUUAGAGGACAACAUGCCAUUCCUUCAGAUGCUUCAGAGUGUGGAAUCCCCACAGAUUUUCCCUCUCAAAGAGCCAAACUUUCAAACGCUCCUGAGGCUUCAGCACCUCAAGAAACCAUGGGAGGGUUUAGCAUGCAUUCCGAGAAUGGAAGCAGCAUUGGAGCUAGAGAGUUGUGUGACACAUGACAUGUUGGAGAUGCAGUCACCAGUGAAGUCAGAAAGCAAUGAGCUCCAACACCCUCUUUCAGUUUCAUGUGUUGAGAAAGUGAGCUAUGAGUGCAACCAGGAACAACACCACAAAACGGCACAAUCAUGCCCCAAAUCUCAGCCUGCAGCCAUAAGGGAAAGGAGAAAGAGAAAAAGAACAAGGCCAAGCAAGAACAAGGAAGAUGUGGAGAACCAACGCAUGACACACAUUGCUGUCGAACGCAACCGGCGACGCCAAAUGAAUGACCACCUCACUGUCCUAAGGUCCCUCAUGCCCCCUUCAUAUAUUCAAAGGGGUGACCAAGCCUCAAUAAUUGGGGGUGCAAUAGAUUUUGUGAAGGAAUUGGAGCAGUUGCUUCAGUCCCUGGAGGCACAAAAAAGGAUGAGAAAGAAUGAAGAGGGUGGUGGUGGUUCUUCUUCACAACCAUCAUCAUUAUUAUCACCACAUGGAUAUGGAGUGAGGUCAUCAUCGAGUGAGGAAAUGAACUGUGGAGAUGAGGUUAAGGCAGAAAACAAGUCAGAGGCUGCAGACAUAAAGGUGACCUUGAUUCAAACCCAUGUGAACUUGAAAAUUGAGUGCCGAAGGAGGCCAGGGCAAUUGAUAAAAGUCAUUGUUGCUUUGGAGGACCUUAGGCUAACCAUUCUGCACCUCAACAUCACAUCCUCAGACACUUCUGUCCUUUACUCCCUCAAUCUCAAGAUUGAAGAAGACUGUAAGCUAUGUUCAGCAAGUGACAUUGCAGAAGCGGUUCAUCAAAUAUUCAGCUACAUUAAUGGAAGCUAAGACCACUAGCUCCAAUCUUAGGGAGUGGUAGCAGAGGAAUAAAGGACGAAUCAUUGCAAGGAACGGGGAACACAGGGAACCCAUUUCUUGUCUACAUAUCAAUAUGAGAUGUAUGAUGUUAGGUAGCUCAGAGAUAAUAGAUGGUACUGCAUGAGAUGAGGAUAUAUAAGGCAUGUGACAUUUGCUCUCUUGUGUUAAUUUAAUUAAAAUGAUGCUACUGUUGUUGUAUAAUACAUGGUGUUGCAUGUUAAUUUGUUUCUUUGGUGCUUUGAGAUUGAUGGAUUGUGGUAUGGUACAAGAGGGUAGGGCCCAUAGAGGAAGGACCCACUUUUGAAAAUGUUGGAGUUCUCAUCAUUACAAUUUACAAGGAGGAGAAUGAUGCUUCUCUUUUUA